Molecule: messenger RNA, 1266 nt
Organism: Cryptosporidium muris RN66
Lineage: Eukaryota; Apicomplexa; Conoidasida; Eucoccidiorida; Cryptosporidiidae
Exons: 2
Coding region: 1-1266 (421 amino acids)
Source: RefSeq, a predicted model, not a curated record
AUGAGCAAUAUUAGUAGAAGCCAACUAUCUGCUCUUUCGACUAGAGUUGGUACUGUCACAUGCCCUUUACUAAUCAUAUCUCCUACUGAAUUUGAACAGGUAUGGAGAGAGGUUAAGUGGGAUAUUUCUAAGGUUAAUGCAGUAGUAGAUCUAUUUAUAUCACAUUGUGAAGAUGACAUUAAAAAGAAUAGUAAACAAAUUCUCAUGUCUAAUUUUCAAUUAAUGGAACUACUAAAGGUUACUGGAUUAAGCUGCUAUUCAAAUCGCGGUGGUUUUAGUUCACUUCAGCGCAAUGAUCUAUGUUCAAUAGUCAUGGGAGUUCCCUUCAUUGAUAAAAAAAACUUUUUGCGCUUAAUGUGCUUGUUAGAUCGUUCCACACCUCACACAACAACUACACCAGCAGGUAUUUGUAGACUUAAGUUAGUAUUUGCAUUUUAUGAUUGGGGAUGGAAAGGUUACUGGGAUAGUAGCGACUGGUCCAGAUUAAGGAGUGACCUUAUGACUAGAGGAGGUAGUACUAGUAAUAGUAGUGAUAUUAGCCCAAUGCCCCUAACACUAGCAGAAGGUAUUAGACAACUGACACGUGAUAUAUCAAUAAGGAAACGGCAUUCAGCAUUAGGAGGCAAAGAAAGUCCAACUGCAAACCAAAGAGUUGGUGGAUUAUGUGGAAGGACUGGCGGUACUCCACCAGGUACACCCCCAAGAGAUUUUGCUGAUUAUCUAGCUUCAGAAAAAUCAAUUGUAGAUUUCCAGUUAUUCCAAAAAUUUGUCGAAUAUCGCAUUAUUAAGGGCACUUCUCAGUUACUCAGGAUAAUAUUACCUGAUUCAAAUGCAGAUAUUGCCAAUAUUAAAAAGCAAGAUGUAAAUUUAAAUGAGACAACUAUACAACUAAAUGACUCUAUUCUGCUAACCAAAAAGAAAAGCAACAAUCUUGAGUUGUCAGAUGUAUCUAGUCUUGAAAAUAAGUUGAGGAGUACUCAUAUUGGAGUAAAAUUAGUUUCUCCUAAUAUUCAAUAUUCACCAAUAAUAAACUCAGCAUCUAUCGGUGUAUCUUUUGAAGCCAAUGCAAUGGAGGCAAUGUUUGGUCCCCCACCAAGAGAUUUACAUGGUAUAUUUUCUGAUAAAAUUGAUACAGAAGAUAUAUUUUUAUCUUCCAUAGUUGGACCAUCUUCUUCAACUCCAGUUAAGAAGAGUCGUUCCUCCCGUCUUCCUGUAUCUUCAAGUCCUAGCCAUUCUUCUAAAAAUGGACCUCCAGUAUUAGUUUGA